This is a messenger RNA of Andrographis paniculata, 1037 nucleotides long. RefSeq names its product probable plastid-lipid-associated protein 4, chloroplastic. Lineage: Eukaryota; Viridiplantae; Streptophyta; Magnoliopsida; Lamiales; Acanthaceae. The coding region runs from base 78 to 848 and encodes 256 amino acids. The record is from RefSeq and is a predicted model, not a curated record. The transcript is spliced from 6 exons.
CAUCCUUGAACUACACUGACAAUGCACUGAAAGUUCGAAAAGAUCGUCGCCACAAGUGAAGCGACCCAAUCCUUUCCAUGGCUUCUGUAUCCACGAGCUCUGCGUUGCACCUUCCUCCCCUUUCCGUUCGCCGCGGCGGCGGCGGCGUCGUCUCAAGUCCCAAGCUACUUCAUCCUAUGGUCGCCGACGCCUCUCUGGCUAGUGCUACUGCUAACCACAGCUUCCUCUCGAUCACGACACCCAUUGAUCUGACGCCCGUGCUUAAGAACAAGUGGAGGACGCGCGUCUCCUUCUUCACAGGUUUGUUGGGAAAGAAUAAGACGAAGAAUGCCGAGGCGAUCAAGGAGGAGCUCUUCGAAGCCAUUGCGCCUCUCGAUCGUGGCGCCGAAGCUACUCCUGAAGAUCAGGAGAAAAUCGAUGAGAUAGCUCGGAAAUUGGAAGCGAUUAAUCCGACCAAAGAGCCUCUGAAGUCCGAAUUUCUCAAUGGAAAGUGGGAGCUCAUAUACACGACCUCGCAAUCAAUUUUACAAACACAGAGACCUAAGUUCUUAAGAUCUAGAACAAAUUACCAAGCUAUUAAUGCAGACACACUUCGGGCUCAAAAUAUGGAAUCCUGGCCAUUCUUCAAUCAGGUUACAGCAGAUUUAACACCUUUGAAUGCAAAGAAGGUUGCUGUAAAAUUCGAUGUUUUCAAGAUUGGGGGGCUGAUACCUGUUAAGGCUCCAGGACGAGCUCGUGGGGAGCUUGAAAUUUCGUACCUAGAUUCACAGUUAAGGGUGUCAAGAGGUGACAAGGGAAAUCUCUUUAUCUUAGUAAUGGUUGAUCCAUCCUACAGAAUCCCUACUUGAUAUGUACAGAUAAUCAAGGUAUUCUUUUCAUCUCCUCUCAUAGUUACAUCAUUUAAUUUUUAUUUAUUUUUACCUGCUCUUCCCCUAAAAAUUUACUAUCCAUAUGAUUUGGUAAGAGUUUUUUGUGCAUAAAAAUGUUGUAAACUGCAAUGAAUGUCCUAUAUAAUUCGAUUUUGUUUAAUUGCCUAA